Messenger RNA from Cynara cardunculus var. scolymus (artichoke), 2371 nucleotides. RefSeq names its product DELLA protein GAI1-like. Gene Ontology annotation, cellular component: nucleus. Bases 437 to 2164 code for a protein of 575 amino acids. Gene Ontology annotation, molecular function: DNA-binding transcription factor activity; sequence-specific DNA binding. Gene Ontology annotation, biological process: hyperosmotic salinity response; regulation of seed dormancy process; response to abscisic acid. The record is from RefSeq and is a predicted model, not a curated record. NCBI's taxonomy places the organism in Eukaryota, Viridiplantae, Streptophyta, Magnoliopsida, Asterales, Asteraceae. The transcript is spliced from 2 exons.
CCCAAAUCAAACUUAUUACAAGGACCGUAUUUUAACCUAGACUCGAUUUAAUUUGUAUAUGGGUACGAGUAGCGAGGAGUGAGUAGUAGUAAUAUAUUCCGAUGAAGAUUGGGGGUUGAGGUGUGUUGGGGUUGUGUUGUGUUGUGUUGUCCGCCUGUUGGUCCAUUGGGGGUCGCGCCCACCCCUCACGAGCCUUCCUUCCUUCAUCUCCACACCACUUGUAUUCGCUGUACUAUUUUUAUGCUUCCACCUAUCAUCUCUCUCCCUCUUUCUCUUUCUCUUUCUCUUUCACAAAUCACUCCCACUCGCAACCUUUCACCCAAUCACCAAUGCUCAGAUUCUUCAUCCAUUCACUAUUUGUUAAUCCUUAGCCCUUUUCUUCAUCCCCAAUCGCAGAAUUUAAGAUACACAGACCUUGAUUUGAUUCAAAACAAAUAUGAAACGAGAUUACCCACAACAGAAUUACACUUUCUUUAAUGGCGCCAGUUCCAUUUCAGCUGCUGCUGGUAGUGGUAGUGGUAGUAGUGGUGCUGGGUUUUCGGAUUUGAGGUCGGAGGUCACCGGGAAAUCUAAGAUGUGGGAUGAAGAACAAGAUGCCGGCGUUGAUGAGUUGUUAGCGGUUCUUGGUUACAAAGUUAAGUCGUCUGAUAUGGCUGAUGUCGCGCAAAAGAUCGAGCAUCUUGAGGGGGUUUUGGGUAACGAUGAUGGGUUGUCUCAGCUCGCCUCCGAUUCUGUUCAUUAUAACCCUUCCGAUCUAUCGUCGUGGCUUGAGUCCAUGAUUUGCGAGCUUAACCCCACCGUUCAACCGCUCGAUGAUUCAUUUGUCAAUGGUGUUACUCCCACCGGAACCACCGCUGUAACCUCGUUGGCUGUCGACUCCUCUUCUGGAUUCGUGGAUGAUCUUCAAGCGAUCCCUGGAAACGCGAUUUACCCUCCGACCAAAAAACAAAAACCCUCGUCUCCAUCAUCUGGAGCUUCCUCCUCGUACCAGCCGAACCCGAUAGUCCUCGUCGAUUCACAGGAAAACGGGAUCCGACUUGUUCACACUCUGAUGGCUUGCGCCGAAGCCGUCCAGCAAGACGACCUCAAAGUCGCAGAGACCUUGGUGAAACAAGCUGGAAUUUUAGCCGUGUCUCAAGCCGGCGCCAUGAGGAAAGUCGCGACGUAUUUUGCCGAAGCCCUUGCUCGGAGAAUUUAUCGGCUAUGCCAUAAAACGCCACAAGAUUCGCCGGCGUUCCAAGAUCUUCUUCAGAUGCACUUUUACGAAACUUGCCCUUACCUCAAAUUCGCCCAUUUUACAGCAAAUCAAGCCAUAUUAGAAGCUUUUGCAGGUAAGAAGCGGGUUCAUGUGAUCGAUUUUAGCAUGAAACAAGGUAUGCAGUGGCCGGCUUUGAUGCAAGCUUUGGCUCUUAGACCCGGUGGUCCGCCUACGUUUCGGUUAACCGGAAUUGGUCCACCUUCAGGUGAUAAUACGGAUCAUUUGCAGGAGGUGGGUUGGAAAUUGGCUCAAUUGGCUGAUACAAUUCAUGUGGAGUUUGAGUACAGGGGUUUUCUUGCUGAAAGCCUGGCUGAUCUUGAACCGGCGAUGCUUGAUUUAAGAGAAGGAGAAGUUGUUGCAGUUAACUCGGUUUUUGAGUUGCAUCAAUUGUUGGCCAGACCGGGGGCCGUCGAGAAGGUUUUGUCGGCGGUGAAGGAGAUGAAGCCGGAGAUUUUAACGGUGGUGGAGCAAGAAGCUAAUCAUAACGGACCGGUAUUCUUAGAGCGGUUCACCGAGUCUUUACAUUACUAUUCCACCCUUUUUGACUCGCUUGAGAGCAGCGGCAACGGCGGCGGAGGUGUGGACGGUGGUGGUAUUGCGGCGGCGAGUAAUCAAGAUAAGAUUAUGUCUGAGGUGUAUUUGGGAAAGCAGAUCUGUAACGUGGUUGCGUGUGAAGGACCAGACCGAGUUGAACGGCACCAGACGUUGACUCAAUGGAAAACCCGAUUCGAGUCGUCUGGGUUUGAAGCGGUUCAUCUGGGUUCCAACGCUUACAAGCAAGCUAGUAUGUUGUUGGCUCUGUUCGCCGGCGGCGACGGCUACAGAGUGGAGGAAAACAACGGUUGUUUGAUGUUGGGUUGGCAUACUCGACCGCUGAUCACCACGUCGGCUUGGAAGCUCCGAUGAUGUGGAGCGAGUUGACUCAGAAGGAAAAAGAAAUUGCUGAGUUGAUGUACCAACAUAUGGGUCAAUCAAGGAUAAAAAUGGUUAGGAGAGCGAUUUGAACAGGUGAAACGAACAUAUAUGUGUAUAAAUAUGUGUGCGAUGAAUUGAAUAUUAGGUAUGUUACUUUAGUUUUGUUAUUAAUUAAGGAACAAGUAUGAGUUUGAAUUC